This is a messenger RNA of Spinacia oleracea (spinach), 336 nucleotides long. RefSeq lists its product as uncharacterized. The record is from RefSeq and is a predicted model, not a curated record. The coding region runs from base 1 to 336 and encodes 111 amino acids. Gene Ontology annotation, molecular function: RNA-DNA hybrid ribonuclease activity; nucleic acid binding. Lineage: Eukaryota; Viridiplantae; Streptophyta; Magnoliopsida; Caryophyllales; Amaranthaceae. The transcript has a single exon.
AUGGACCGGGAAGCCGCCAUAGAAUUGGGUGUCCAGAAACUUCGAGUGUACGGGGACUCUUUCCUAAUCAUCAACCAAAUUUCCGACAAAUGGAAGGUUAGAAGUGAAAAUUUGGCCCUUUACCAGUCCUAUCUCGAAAAGCUGUCCGAACAAGUGGAAGAGCUUCGUUACACAUACCUACCCAAAGAACAGAAUCAGUUUUCCGAUGCACUGGCAAAACUAGCAUCAAUGAUCAAUAUUCUAAAUGUCAUGGCUGAAAUGCCCCUUACGAUUGAAACCCGUCAAGAAGCAGCAUAUGUUCAUGCUAUUGAAGAUGUCGAGCCUGACAAAGACUAA